Prorocentrum cordatum is the source of this 1476-nucleotide messenger RNA. NCBI's taxonomy places the organism in Eukaryota, Dinophyceae, Prorocentrales, Prorocentraceae. The record is from the annotation of a GenBank genome assembly.
CAGGGCCCCAAGACGGGCCAAGAGGACCCCAAAACGGCGGAAGAGGGUUUGUAGCCAUGCUGGUUCACGAGCGAAGGUGUGCGACGGGCCCAGAGGCGACCAUGGUGCAAAGCGUAGACGCCAGUCUGAAGACUGCGCAGAAACAUGCGGCGGCGGGGCGCCGGGCAGAAGCCCGCCGGGCCUACGAGGAAGCGUGGACCGUGGCGGUGGCUUCGCCGAAGGCAGACCCGCUCCUCGGUGCGGUGGCGGUCCUGGGCUACGCUGUCCUGGCGCUGCAGGAUCGCGCCUGGCCGGAGCCCGUCCUCGGCCGAGAGCUCGACGAGCUUCUGCUAGCGGCGCUGGAGGCCGCACAGGGGGCCAAGCAGCGCAGUCGUACGCUGGAGGGCCAGCUCGUCUUAUUGAGGAGCCAGGCGCUUUUUGCGAAGCCGAAGGAAGACGUCGCUUGCCUCGAUCAGGCGAUCGAGGCGAGGCACGCAUCCCAGGCCUUGUUGCAGGAGGGGGCUGUGGAGGACCUUCCCUGGAAGGCGGCAGAUGCCGAAGCCUUGCUCAAAGAGUUGGAAGCGUCGCAUGACCGCGGCGGAGCCGAGGCGAAGGCGUUAGGCCGGGGCGAACUCUUGGAGGGCUUGCGCCGUCUCGGCGGCGACGAUGUGGCGGACGGCGUGUCUACGCUCUUCGAUGCCUGGUCGACUCCUGGCAGUGGCCCCGAGGGUUCCCCUGUCCUGGCCCUGACCGACUUCCUGCAGAGGUUCGUGGAGCUUGCCAGGCGUCUUGACCGGCCGCAGGACGCGCAGCCGUGCAGGGCCCCUUGCGAGGGCGGGCUUCCCGAGACGGCCUCGGAGCUCGAGAGGGAGCUGGUGGCCCUCGUGUCGCGAGAGGGCGCCGGCGGCUGGAGCGCCAAGGCCUCCGAGCUGCAGGCCCGGGGCUUCGCGGCGGCCGGGGCUGGGGCUUUGCAGGAGCUCUGGGUGUCGUUGGCACCGCAGCUGCGAGAGGCCGUGGAGACGGAUGCAGCAAUGGCCUGCGGCCACAGCUGCAGCACCUGCCCGACUCGGCACGACUGCCAGCUUCACGGAGCGCUGAAGGACAUCGAGGACAUGUGAGCAUGUCGCACGGUUUGGGUGGUCGGCCUGACCGACGAGGACGCAUCCCAGCAUGCCACCGCAGUGUAGUCGAAUCGUUUUUUUGUUGAGAUGAUGUAGAGGUGUAGUCUGCCAGCGAUGUCUGCGCCAUUUUGGAAGGUGGACCCUCGAUCUGACCACUAGCCUCGGUAACCCUCCAGAACUUGGCAGAGUCGUGUCAAUUGUGCAUGUGCAGAAUUCGGUCUGGCAUGGCCAGGUUGGAGGCCGGCCUUGCGACCUUGUUGUUCGACCAAUUCAUUUACCUUGGUGUCGACAUUCCCAAAGGGUUUUAAGCAAAUCGGCAGAGUAAGUUGCCGUGGCAAGAGCCCAAGAGCCCAGCGCAAAAAAAUAUAAAAACGGC